Messenger RNA from Chara braunii, 7242 nucleotides. NCBI's taxonomy places the organism in Eukaryota, Viridiplantae, Streptophyta, Charophyceae, Charales, Characeae. The record is from the annotation of a GenBank genome assembly.
GGGGAGAUGGAGGGAGCAAUGGAGAUGGGGGGAUCGAGAGAAGAUGGAGGAGGGAGUGAGGGGCAUACGGAUGAAUGGAGUCGGGGGUGGCAAAAUGGGUGGGAGGGAGGGAGUUGUUCUUGAUAAGGAACGAAUGGUUGUACAUCACAAAAACAGACAUAUACCUGUGAUGUGGAAGAAGAAGAAGAAGACGAUGAAGAUGAAGAUGAUGAAGAAGAAGAAGACGAAGACGGCGACGAAGAAGAAGACGUGGAAGAAAGAGGAAGGAGGAGGAGGAGGAGGAGGAGGAGAAGAAGAAGAAGCAGCAGCAGAAGAAGAAGAAGAAGAAGACGCAGCGCCAAACAAUAAUGGUCUGUCAUCCGCUCCUCUCCUCUUCAAUGCAGUCCAGCAAGGAAACUCAGAUCUCACAUCUUGGAACUGGACUCCCGUAGUGGAUGGCGAGGAGUACGCUGCAGCAUUGCUGGGCCUCGAGGCAUCCCAUGUAUCUCUAACUAUAAUGACUGCUCCAAAAAUGCCAAAGCAGGCUUAUGAAGAGGAGAUAAUAGACAACAUCAUUGGGACCAUGCGAACACGGACUCUCAGCAUGUUUUGUUCUAGUGAUGCUGCUGAUGGCGGUGAUGAUGAUGGAGAUGGAUCCGAUGGGAUGAAUGGAGGUGACACAGGCGGAGCCAGAAAGCGGGGCCGCAAAGCCCCGAUGAAAACACGGAAGGUGCAGAACAAUAAACUGACAAAAACGAGCCAGGUUCUGUUUGACAAGCUUUGUGGCAUAACACAUCUGCUUGGAGAUCUGCUCGGAGUGACGCGUAUACAGGAUGGAACUGUACUGCAAUUAUCAAAUACAGCACUUGCUAUCUUCAAUGCUGGCAAUGUCCAGCUACUACAGCUUAAAGCACUCGGAGUGGUGUGCACGGUGUUUGACAACUACCCACAGCAUCGGAACCUGAUUCUGGAUGAAGUAAUCUCAUUAUUGUGGAAGCAGCCUGUUUCGAAACGAAAUCUCCGUACCUAUCAUCUUCUUGAUGAAGAUACAAGGCAGAUCCAGAUGUCAAGUGCACUCUUAUUGCAGCUCAUUCAAUGCUGUGUCAGUCUGCCAAAUCCUGGUGCUGAGCAGGUGCCCAAAACAGAAGACAAGAGUGACCCGAAGCAGAAGCAGCAACAGGGAGAAGCAGAUACUUCGAACAGUGCGAAGGGGUAUGAGGUGGCAUCAGAGGCGGCAACAUAUUUCUGGAUUCACUUCUUACAGCGGUGGGGGAACAACAGGGGACAGGAUACAACUGUAUACAAAGUACUUCUUGACAAUCUUGUUGCAGACCUUCUCUUGGCGCUCAAUACUCCGGAGUUUCCUGGUGCGAGCUUACUGCUUCAGGUAUUGUGCAUUAUGCUGUGUGGGCAGCUUGGUCUUCAGUCCAAGGACGGUGCCAUCCGUUGUAUGGCAAUUGACCAUUUAGGAUCUGUUGCAGCUCGUCUCAAAGCGGAUGCUGCAGUAUCCUCCAAUGACACUUUGUGGGUUCUUCGUGAUCUCUGCGAGGAAGAGGAUCGGAAUGCUGAGUGUGGUGAAAAGGAAAGACCUCUGAAGCAGCGGCAAAGCCGAAGUCUCUGUGCAGUGUGCUCCAAGCCAUUCGGUGGGAAGUUCUCGAUUGAGUGUAGAGGAUGUAGGACAAUUUUCCAUGGCAACUGUGUAGGCAUUGGGGAGCAUGACCAUGUAGGAAAGGAGUGGUCUUGUUAUCCGUGCCUGUGUGAAAAGCAGUUAGCUUCCCUUGAAGCUGAGCUUGGAAUUCAGCGGCAGCAAACCAAUGGAUAUGAGGGGAAUGGCGAGGUGAAGGACAAGCACAAGGAUAAGGAGAAAGAGAAGGGAUGUGGUGGAAGCUUUCCUGAACCCGGGAAACUGAAGGCUGAAAAUCGGAGUGGGUGCUUGGUAUUGCAGCAAUUGUUGUUGGAAUACCUCAUGGAAGCCGGGAAAAGUGACCCGGUCAUCAUGUAUGCAAGAAGGUUUUAUAUCUGUCAGUGGUAUCGGGAUGAGGGAUGCCCUGAACACGAACUUGGAUUUUAUAAAAGACGGCUUCAAUUACGGGGUCCAGGGUCUGAUGUCGGUGCUGGCAACUUGUUGACCAGAGAGAUGGUUGUGUGUGUUUCAAGAGCUCUUGGGCAGCAACGACCGCUUGCCCGAGGGUUUGAGCGCAUCUUUCGGGAGCUUCUUGCAUGUUUGUGGGAGAACUCACCUACUCCACGAGCGAAGUCUCUCCGAGCUGUUGGUGCAGUGAUUGAAGCAGAUCCUUCUGUGCUUGGAGAUGUCCAAGUCCAGAAAGCUGUUGAAGGGCGAUUCUUGGACUCUGCUAUUUCUGUGCGCGAAGCAGCUUUGGAGCUGGUGGGGAAGCAUAUUACAAACCACCCAGAAUAUUUGCUUCAGUACUAUGACAAGAUUGCGGAGCGGAUAAUGGAUACAGGUGUCAGUGUUCGCAAGCGAGUCAUAAAGAUCAUUCGUGAUGUUUGUGUGCAGCCGAAGUUCCCAAAGACAACAGAUGCCUGUACACGUCUCAUAUCCAGAAUAAAUGAUGAUGAGCAGACAAUUCAAGACCUUGUGACAAGGACUUUGUAUGAACUUUGGUUUGAUCCAGAAUCAGGAGGAGCACCUUGCGGGAAGACAGGGGAAGUGUCAAAAGCAAUUGUGGAGAAGGCGCAGCAACUAGUGGAUGUCUUAAGUGCCCAGCCAAGCCACACAACGAUGGUGACAGUGAUCAAGCGAAGCUUGAUGCAUGGCAGUGCGGGAAAUGCGGUGGAGCUUGACAAUGGUUUUGUUCCUAUCACUGGAGCUGUGAGACAGCGCUGCGAGUUGCUGUGUCGGUGCUUGCUCGAAAGUGUAUUGAAGCAAGCAGAAGAGGCGCAAACCGAACAGUCAGAAGCAGAAGCACUGCCCUACGUGCUUGCGCUACAUGCUUUUGCAUCGGUUGAUCCCUAUGUGUGCGCUCAACCAGAUCCAGCGAGGUUCGCAGUCACACUUUUGCCAUACCUCAAAACACAGCAAGGCACAAAGGAGGUGGCACAGUUGCUUCACAGUCUGGUGUCACUCAUUGAUGGAGUCUUGCCCCUGCUGCAACGGCCACCCACAAGCUUUGUUGAGGAGCUGGAUGUUGAUCUUCGACAACUGAUAUUGCGCCAUUCGCAUCUGACUGUUGUUCAAGCCUGUGUGAAAUGCCUUUCCUCUCUGGGCAAAGUUGCUUCAAAAGGCGUGCAGUCAUUUGAGUCCUUGACAAAGCUAUGUUACACACGGCUUCGGAACCUUCGGAGUACCUCCCCAGAUCCAAAAGAAAAGAUGAUUAUUCUUCGGUCCUUAUUUGUUCUUAGUCAACUCUGCCGGUAUGGAGCUGAGAAUGUUGACAAGAUGGCAGAGUACAGUAUAAGCAUGAAUGGUGCUCUGAAUCUGUUCUUGGAGCUUUUCCAAAGCAAUGAUGCAGUCGUAAGGAUGAGAACGCUGCAGGGCCUGGGGUACCUGUUCGUGGCAAGGCCCGACUACAUGAUGGCAAAGAAUGUCGAUGCUGUGCUGAGGUCAACGCUUGCCCCGGGGCAGGAUUCCCACAUCAAGGUCCAAACCUUGAAGAAUUUUCUGGAAUAUCUUCUCGACGUGGAGGCAUCGAUGGAAGCGCUAGCCAGGGACAGUUUUGCCAAUGGCGUAGUGCAACAACAGGAUGGAUAUGUCCCUGAUGCAGCCGGAGCUGGAGACAAUAACAUCUGUGGGGGCAUUAUUCAGUUGUACUGGGAGGAGAUUUUAGAUGCGUGCAUUAAUAUGAAUGAUGAUGUCCGCCAUUCAUCACUAAAGAUCGUGGAAGUUGUGCUUCGGCAAGGUCUUGUUCAUCCUAUGACAUGUGUACCGCACUUGGUUGCACUUGAGGUGGAUUCAAAAGAGAGCAUAUGGCAACUCGCUCAUCACCUUCUUAUGCAGCUGAAUGAGAAGUACCCUGCCAUUUUUGAAAGCAGAUUGGGAGAUGGGCUCCAGCUUUCCUACACCUUUCAGCAGUCCCUUGCAGGCUCGCAGAGGGAGGCAAAAGGAGGCGAGUCUGGUUCAGCUACUUCUCGUUCAAACCGGUUUCUGGGGCAUGCUGCAGUCGAUGGAACUGCUGACUGUGUGAAGCAGGGCAUGGCCAGAGUGUACAAAUUGGUCAGGGGCAACCGAGCCUCACGGAACAAGUUUUUGUCAUCUAUAAUACGGAAAUAUGAUUCUUCGGGCACAGGAGAUUUGAAAGCUGAUCUACUCUUCCUCUCGUAUUGUUCGCAUGUUGUGGCUGCGCUUCCGUUUGUCUCGGUUGAUGAGCUGUUAUACCUUGUCCAUACUAUAAAUCAGACUGUCCAGUUGCGGGGCGGGACUCUCCAGUCUAGCAUGAAGGCCAUACUAACAGGCGAGGGUCCCCUAGCACGAUUUGUUGACCAAACUCUGCGGCACAGCAAACGAAACAGAACAGAAGACGGGACCGAUGCAUGUCCUCCAGCAAACACUGGGGAUGCGAAGAGGCAGUGUGAUGUGCGGAUUGACAACAUUCCCGGCAUUCACACAGAUGUUGUGAAGCAGAUAAAGGUGGAUUGUCGUAACGCUGUUGCUGUAUCACUUUUGCUCCUCCUGAAGUGCUACUUGAAGUCAGCAUACAGCAUCACAGAUGCGAAGUGCCAGGCAUAUUCACCCGCAGAUGCUGUAAAGAAUGCUGAAGCUGCAACACGGAAGGAUUCAGCUGGGAAGUUCGAUUGUGGGGAGCUGUCCCUUGGCCGACAUGUGACAGCACGGCAGAUGUGGGAGAAUUACCAGGUCUUGAAAAGACUGUUGAAUGAGGAUUCAUCGGAUUUUGUCACGUUCGUAUCGCCUCUGAAGCGCAAGGGUGGGCAGUCAAAUGCUGCAACAACACUGCAAGAAUCUGGAGGAGCGGUGGCAACGAGUUCCAUUCCCAAUGGACAGGAAGCCGGGAAUGGCAGGCAUCCAGAAACUGGACCAGGCAAAUCUGGGCCACGGAUGACAAAACGGAAAAGCGCAAGGCUUUCUGAAGGUUAGGUUCGAUAUGAAUAUCAAGUUUGUUCACCUUUGUUUCAGAGGCUUUCCAUAAGACUCUCUUUUUUGUACCUGCAUGGAGAUGCAUCAUUGUGAAGAGGGAAGGAAGGUCGUGGAGGCAGCAAAGAAGCCUGACAGCAGGUUUGUCGAGAAAGCACAGGAGUCGUGAUGGUGAUCGAUCCAUCGUGUUCACUGGCUGCCCAAGUGGCAUCUCCAGUGAAAGUCAGGCAGUGUGAGGCUGGAGGAACUAUGCGUAUCAUGUUUCCUGGGAACACAUUCGGCUGAGUUGAAAGGCAUCAUGACUCGUGACCAACAGGAGGCGUCUUAAAGCGCAGGGAGAAAUCUGUUGUGUUGAGAGGCGAGCCAAUGAUUGCCGUAAAUCUGGCGAUGUCUGGAAUGCUGUGGCAGCAAUCCAUAAGUACAGCAGAAUGGCUACCCUCACGUGCUGCUCCAGGGAACGCGAGGCAUUGGAAAGUCACCUGGAUAAUGUGGUCGGAUACCACAGAACCACAAAGAGGUUAUGCCACAGAGAGAGGUGACUGGCAGUUUCUCAUGGAACGUGCUAGGGAAGAAGAGGUGCAAAUAGGCAAGCAAUGUUGUUGCUUUGGGAGGCCAAACGGGUAGGAGAAACGUCUGGUUUUUAAUGGGGUGCAGGCGGGUGCUGUUUGUACAUACAAGGAUUUCAAGGAUGAGGUCUUUAGUGAGAUCAGGUUAACAACUGCAAUCGUGCAGCCACAUUUUUGUAUCAACGACUGUGAGAGUGAUGUCUCCCUCAGCUUUCCAGGUCGCUGUACAGAGGGUGAUGGAAUAGGGGUCAGGUCGGUCAGGAUGUAAAAAUGCUCAGCAGUGACUGUGUUGUCACCAGUUACCUAUAGAUAGGAAUUACAGCCCAUAGCGUACUCGCUAUGAUUCAGUUGCUCACGAGAAGCCUUAGCAGGUGAGGGGUGGUGGCCCAAGUGGAUGCCGUGUUUCACUGUUGAGGAGGUGUCGUCUCUCCAUCACACAUCAUCUGGUAUAUUCCGGAGGUAUAGAAAAGGUUUGCCAGUGGUGCUCCCAUCAUCUCGCUCUGCCUACCAUGUGGCCAAGGGAUGUGAUAUAGGAAUUGCAGGUAUUGCUUACUGCAAGUUACUGGCUAAGAUCAGGUUGCAGACAAGCAGCCUUACCAGGUCUAAAGGAUAGUGGCCCAAAUGUAUACCAUUUUUCACUGUCAGGCAGGUGUUCGCUUUCCCUCACGCAUCAUCUUGUAUGCUGCGCAGUACAGGAAAGAUUGCAGCCUGGCCUGCCAGUGUCACUCCCAUCUUCUUGCUUGGCCUGCCAUGUAGCCAAGGGAUGUGAGAUGUGUACAACUUUUGCUGUCAAAUCUGAAUAGGAAUGCGAAGGUGUGUUUGACAGAAAAGAGGGCAAGGAACAGCAUAGGAGGGUUCAUCGUGCAUUCCUGGGAUAUGGCUCACUGGGGUUCCACUGAAGAGAGUCCAGGAGGCAUGAUGAUUUCUCAUUGAUGCUUCCUGGUCCGUAUGAAAAUGUGCUCGCUGCAAGAAGGCUAGCUGAGUGAAUGGGUGGUUGACCUGUGUGCUCGCUGGCAAGAAGCCUAGCUGAGUAAAUGGGUGGUCGACCUCUUGAAGGCUGUCGAGUCUCGACCUUUAUGGGUUAUUGUAAACGGAGGAAGGCCAAUCUUUGCAAUAUGAUAAAGGAGAAGAGGAAGGAGGUGAGGACGGAUGCAAGGAUGGAUGUUUCACUGUGGCAUCUAAUGAGCUGGCCAUCAUGGCGGUGUCCAUGCCAUUGCUUCCGAAUGGCUGAACCAGCAUCGGUCCACACUCUGAACGUCCGACUACGAGUCUGGCCAUGGUGAGCACCAUUGCAGCUGAACUGACGAUGUGGUGUGACAGUUCAGUUAUAUUUGUUCUCUUUUGUGUGCGUGAAUCAAUGUGUUAAUCUCCAAUGAAGGGUGGUACUUCUUCUGUUUUUCUCUGCCAAUAUUAGCCUCCAUUGUUCCCAUUUACAAAACCCAUGAAGGUUCUGAUUCAUUGCCAUGUCGACUUUAUUCUUCCAACAUUUACAAUCUGCUGCUUGGGCUGCCAUUUUGCUACACUUUGUCAAUGUGCCGGAUGAUGAUGCUCUGAUCAGUGGGAGCCAACAAUGCUUGUUGGAUGCAUAUGAAAGUCGUUUUUGCUUGUUCCAGAGCCAUAGCUCCGUAAUGAAAGGCUGCUGAGGAC